CCCUUUCUCUUUAUCAGAUCUUUCUAUAUCCCCGAAAUGCAUCUCCCAGAAGUGUCACGUGACUCCGUGCCUGGUCUUGGCCAUGCUACCACCCGACUCCCGCAUCGGAUCCUAAUCAUCGGCGGUGCUUAUGGCGGGCUCAUGGCCGCGCUGAACUUGCUGAGUUUGGCGAAGGGCAAUGCGAAUCGGCCGAGUGCAUAUCCAUUGCCUGAUCUGCAGAAGAAGUUGUCGAGGAGGGGAGUGCAUAUCACCGUGUUGGACCAACGGGAUGGCAUUUUCCAUUCCGUCGGCGCCCCUCUCGCCCACGUGUCCGAGAAAGCCUCGCCAGUCAUGUGGAAGCCCUUCAAAUCCUUCCACGAGCUCCAACACCUCAACCUCACCUUCAAGCAAGGCUCCGUCACAAAGAUCGACUGCAAGUCCCGCACAGCCUGGUACACCGACAUCCACGGCGUGGUCCAGACAGAGCCAUACCACUACCUCAUCCAAGCAACAGGCCUGAAGCGGAAUUGGCCGAUCGUCCCUCGCGCCCAAUCCUGUAGCGAUUACAACAAAGACGCCAGCACCCUCAUCAACCAGAUCAAGAACGCUAGACACAAGCGUGUUGCUGUUGUAGGCGGCGGCGCCGUGGGGAUUGAGUUCGCUGGCGAAAUCAAACACAACCACCCCGCGCUCCACGUCACGCUCAUCCACUCCCGCGCUGAGCUUUUAUCCGCUGAGCCGCUCCCAGCUGAGUUCAAAGACCGCGCUAAGAUGCUGCUUAAAGAGCUGGGCGUCGAGGUCAUCACGGGGAACCGGGCCACCGUGGAAGAGCAGUCAGAGGGGCACUACCUCAUUACUCUCACCAACGGGACGACUAUAACGGCGGGUGCUGUGAUUAAUGCGACGGCUAAACAUCUCCCGACGACAGACUGUCUACCCCGGGAGGCGGUUGAUGAGGAGGGAUUUGUUAAGGUGACGCCUACCCUCACCUUCCCCACUUCUGUCCCCAACUCCACAGCCCACUACGCCAUCGGCGACGUCUGCGCCUGGAGCGGGAUUCGACGAGCCGGCGGUGCCAUGGUAAUGGGCCAACUCGCCGCAACCAAUCUCUUCGCCUCCAUUUUGACUUCCGAAGACCCGGAUUUCGCUCCAGAACACGCCGAGCUGCCCGAGUUCCCCGCUGUGAUGGGCUUGGCGGUGGGCGAUCAGGCGAUUGUCUACUCGGCGGGGACGGGGGUGGAAUAUGGAAAGAAGACGAUGGAGGUGAUGUUUGGGGAGGAUUUGGGGUGGAAUUAUUGCUUGAAGUAUAUGGGGUUGGCGGAUGAGGAGGUGAAGGUUGAGGUGCUUGAGGAGGUUCAGGAGAAGGUUGAGAAGAUUGAGUUGUUGGAGGUGAGAGAUGAAAAUUCGAGGCAAGCUGUGGCUGUUUAGAUGGUUUCUAAAAUACUCCCAAAGAUACAAUGGCUCGAUACCGGGAAGUACAUCUUCAUUCGAUUAGCGAUCUUGCGAUGUUAAAUCAAGUAGCUUUGAUUGGUAUCAAAAUGGGCUCUAAUUGAAGAGUUCUGGAGAAAAAGUAUAUACGUGAAAAUAGAUAUUCAAACUUUGUGAAUGCCAU
Molecule: messenger RNA, 1591 nt
Organism: Mytilinidion resinicola
Lineage: Eukaryota; Fungi; Ascomycota; Dothideomycetes; Mytilinidiales; Mytilinidiaceae
Product: FAD/NAD(P)-binding domain-containing protein
Exons: 4
Coding region: 37-1407 (456 amino acids)
Cellular component (GO): cytoplasm
Molecular function (GO): electron-transferring-flavoprotein dehydrogenase activity; flavin adenine dinucleotide binding
Source: RefSeq, a predicted model, not a curated record